GGGAGGAGCCGGAGAUGCUGCCAGCCCUCCCGGGGCCGCGCUCGCUCAGCCGCCGCCGCCGCACGGAGCAGCCGCGCGCCGGGAGCCGCGGGCCGGGCCAGCCGGGCCGCCGGGGCCCACAGCGCCGCGCUAGCAGCGGGUAGCGCCUCCAGCGCCGUCCGCGCUCGCUUGGCGGCCGCGGGGCCGCAGGCCGGUCCAGGGAGGCGGCGAGGGCGGCGCCCAGGCGCCCACCGCCGGGCAGGCAGGAUGAGCAUCGAGAUCCCCGCGGGACUGACGGAGCUGCUGCAGGGCUUCACGGUGGAGGUGCUGAGGCACCAGCCCGCGGACCUGCUGGAGUUCGCGCUGCAGCACUUCACGCGCCUGCAGCAGGAGAACGAGCGCAAAGGCGCCGCGCGCUUCGGCCAUGAGGGCAGGACCUGGGGGGACGCGGGCGCCGCCGCCGGGGGCGGCACCCCCAGUAAGGGGGUCAACUUCGCGGAGGAGCCCAUGCACACCGACUCGGAGAACGAGGAGGAGGAGGAGGAGGAGGCGACCGCGGACGCCGGGGCGUUCAACGCUCCGGUAAUAAACCGAUUCACAAGGCGUGCCUCGGUAUGUGCAGAAGCUUAUAAUCCUGAUGAAGAAGAAGAUGAUGCAGAGUCCAGGAUUAUACAUCCCAAAACUGAUGAUCAAAGAAAUCGAUUGCAAGAGGCUUGCAAGGACAUCCUGCUCUUUAAGAACCUCGAUCCGGAGCAGAUGUCUCAAGUGUUAGAUGCCAUGUUUGAAAAACUGGUCAAAGAAGGGGAGCAUGUAAUUGAUCAAGGAGAUGAUGGUGACAACUUCUACGUGAUCGAUAGAGGAACAUUUGACAUCUACGUGAAAUGCGACGGUGUCGGAAGGUGUGUGGGCAACUACGACAACCGCGGGAGCUUCGGUGAACUGGCCUUAAUGUACAAUACGCCCAGAGCGGCCACAAUCACUGCUACCUCUCCUGGUGCUCUGUGGGGUUUGGACAGGGUAACCUUCAGGAGAAUAAUUGUAAAAAAUAAUGCCAAAAAGAGAAAAAUGUAUGAAAGCUUUAUCGAGUCACUGCCAUUCCUUAAAUCAUUGGAAGUUUCCGAACGCCUGAAAGUGGUAGAUGUGAUAGGCACCAAAGUAUACAACGACGGAGAACAGAUCAUUGCUCAGGGAGAUUUGGCGGAUUCUUUUUUCAUCGUGGAGUCGGGCGAAGUGAAAAUCACUAUGAAAAGGAAGGGUAAGUCAGAAGUGGAAGAGAACGGCGCCGUGGAAAUUGCUCGCUGUUCUCGGGGUCAGUACUUCGGAGAGCUGGCUCUGGUCACCAACAAACCUCGGGCCGCUUCCGCGCACGCCAUCGGGACCGUCAAAUGUUUAGCUAUGGAUGUGCAGGCGUUUGAAAGGCUUUUGGGACCUUGCAUGGAAAUUAUGAAAAGGAACAUUGCCACCUAUGAAGAACAAUUAGUUGCUCUGUUUGGAACUAACAUGGAUAUCGUUGAACCCACUGCAUGAAGCAAAAGUAUGGACAAGACCCGUAGUGACAAAAUUCCGCAGUAGUGGUUAGUCCACUGAGAAUGUGUUUGUGUAGAUGCCAAGCAUUUUCUGUGAUUUCAGGUUUUUUUCCUUUUUUUUACCUUUACAGUGUAUCUGUAAACAGAGUAGUGAUUUAAUACUCAAUAGGCUUUACCAUCAUUUCUAAAGAAUAGGUCAAAAGAAUACUGACAUACUGAUAAGAUGACUUUGUACUCCACAAAAUUAUGAUUUGAGUGAAAGGUUCAUUCAGAUGAUUGUAAUAUACCAAAAGUAUCUGUGUGUAAGAAGAUAAUUAAAGGACAUUGCCGUGGGUGAUAUGUGUUCGUUUGGACUUCCCGGGGUUGCUGUGUUAGUGACUGUGCCCAUGGAAAGGGACCUUGGCAGUGACUCAUGCUGGACAGCAUGACAUCACAUUCUUUUUACAACUCACUAUAUAUAGUAAGUACAGUUUUAAUCAUUUUUUCCUCAAGUUUUUCAGGCUUGAUAAGUUAUGUGCUGGCCUUGGACUACGGUGAAAUGGUAGAAAACAUCAUAUGCAAUUUUCAGACCUUUUAUAUUUUUGCAAUAAAGUACAUUUUGACGUCUUUGGCAUAAUGUCAGUAACUUCCAUACUCCAGUGGUUUUAAGGAUGAGAAUGUAGUCAUUAUGAUAAUAGGGAAGAGUCUUUGAGAUGAGAGAUCAUUAACACAAUUUCCUCAUAAAGCAUAUAUCUGCUCCUUUUUUCCAUUUUGUAGUUUUCUGUACUCUUUAAAAGUUUGAGUUCAACAUUUAAUGUCAAAUGGUUUUGUUUUUUUUUUUAAUGCUACUUAGACUUUUCUUCUAGAAGCUGGAGAUCUUACAUAUGCUGAAAAAAAAAAGAAAGAAAGAAAAAAGAAAAAAAAAAGAAAAGGAAAAAAGCGACCUCUCCUAUACCAAAAAUAUUUUGGGGUCCUCAUCAACACGCCCACAGGGAUAUAGCUCUGUUCUUCACUAGGUGUACAUAAUACGAUCCUAGGCAGACCUCUCCCAUGGGUUUCCUUUAAAGGUGGUAGGAAUAAAUUUUUAUAAGCAAAACCAGAUAUAAAGAUAAAAGGAAUUUCUGCCCCAUCCAUAUGUCCUUGCUAUUUGUGUGACUGUAGACUCGAAAGUGCAGGAUAGACUUCAUACGUUUUCGUUGAUAAUAUGCCUAUUAUUCUGCCACAUAAGAUGAAUUACAUUCAACCAAAGCAGUAUUAUUCUUAACAUGGUUUCUAUGUCCAUGUGACCCCAGUGUCUGGAGAGGUUAGUUCUAAUCAGUUGUUCACUUUUAAAUGAACAAUUGCAUUUUGGGAAACAGGUUUUAAAGAAAUAUAUAUACCUGCGUAAAAAUAGUCUGUGGCUCUUACAGUGUGAUGUUAUUAGAGAACGUUUAUGGUCUUACAUAUAUAAUGAAAAUACGGUUUAAAAUGUGUUCAUCAAAUAAUGUACAUAUAAAAAGUAUGUAAAGUAUAACUUAGCCACAUUUUAGAACACCGUUUAACAAUUUUGCAAACUUUCUUGUAGGAAGGGAGCUUACGACAUGAAGAUGACUUGUUUUCUAUUUCAGAUUUUAUUUUAAAAGCCAGGUCUGUUAAACAAGAAAAACCACAAAGAACCCCCAGAUUCCUAGUUCAUCAUUCUGUACUCUUUAUCCACUUUUUCAAGAUACCUUGUUGCAUCAGCUGAUUGUUAACUAUUCAUGGAAUAGCAAACAAAUGCCUGUUUAAUAAAGAACUCUGACCAAGGCUGUAAAUGCCAGUUACAUUAUUUUCAGUAUUGUUGGUUAUAUUUAAAUUUACCUUAUAAUAAAGCACACUUUUUUAAUAAAA
Molecule: messenger RNA, 3353 nt
Organism: Lutra lutra (Eurasian river otter)
Lineage: Eukaryota; Metazoa; Chordata; Mammalia; Carnivora; Mustelidae
Gene: PRKAR2B
Product: protein kinase cAMP-dependent type II regulatory subunit beta
Exons: 11
Coding region: 247-1506 (419 amino acids)
Biological process (GO): regulation of protein phosphorylation
Cellular component (GO): cAMP-dependent protein kinase complex
Molecular function (GO): cAMP-dependent protein kinase regulator activity
Source: RefSeq, a predicted model, not a curated record